UUAAGCAGAUAAUGGUGUAAAAUGCACAGAACCAAACUAAGCAUUUGGGCUGAUCCACUCCGUAGUUUCGCUGAGUUCCCGGAUGUAACACCCUCUUUCUCUGCAACAUGGCGGACGCAGAGGCCAAGCUUCCGAAGGUUCCCGAGAGCCUCUUGAAAAAGAGGAAGCGUUUUGAACAGCUGAAGGCGCAGCGAGCUAAAGCUGCCAUCCUUCAGAAGAAGAAAAGUAAGGAGAAGAGGAAGAUCAUCUUCAAGCGUGCAGAGAGCUAUGUUCGCGAGUACCGAAGAAAAGAACGAGACGAGAUCAGGCUGAAACGUGAGGCCAAGAAGCAUGGAAACUUCUAUGUUCCACCAGAGGCCAAGCUGGCCUUCGUUGUCAGGAUUCGUGGUAUCAACGGUGUCAGCCCCAAAGUGCGCAAGGUUCUGCAGCUACUUCGCCUGCGUCAGAUCUUUAAUGGAACCUUUGUGAAACUGAACAAGGCCUCUCUGAACAUGCUGAAGAUCGCGGAGCCUUACAUUGCUUGGGGGUACCCAAAUCUGAAGACAGUGAGGGAACUCAUCUACAAGCGGGGCUAUGGCAAGAUCCAGAAGAGAAGAAUUGCUCUGACAGACAAUGCCCUCAUUGAAGAGCAAUUAGGCAAGAGUGGCAUCAUCUGUAUUGAGGACCUCAUCCACGAGAUCUUCAGUGUUGGUCCCAACUUCAGGGCAGCCAACAACUUCCUCUGGCCAUUCAAGUUAUCCUCGCCUCGUGGAGGGAUGCGCAAGAAGGGCAACCACUUUGUAGAGGGAGGCGAUUUCGGAAACAGAGAGGACAAGAUCAACUGCUUCAUCCGCCAGAUGAAUUAGACCCCACAGAGGCAGGCUGGUGUGUCUUCUGACAGAUCAAUGAAUAAACCAUGCUCACAAAGAUA
Branchiostoma floridae (Florida lancelet) is the source of this 910-nucleotide messenger RNA. RefSeq names its product 60S ribosomal protein L7-like. Gene Ontology annotation, cellular component: cytosolic large ribosomal subunit. The transcript has 6 exons. The record is from RefSeq and is a predicted model, not a curated record. The coding region runs from base 108 to 845 and encodes 245 amino acids. Gene Ontology annotation, molecular function: structural constituent of ribosome; RNA binding. Lineage: Eukaryota; Metazoa; Chordata; Leptocardii; Amphioxiformes; Branchiostomatidae. Gene Ontology annotation, biological process: maturation of LSU-rRNA from tricistronic rRNA transcript (SSU-rRNA, 5.8S rRNA, LSU-rRNA).